Messenger RNA from Peromyscus leucopus (white-footed mouse), 3315 nucleotides. It is a transcript of the gene Tbl2, whose product is annotated as transducin beta like 2. Gene Ontology annotation, biological process: endoplasmic reticulum unfolded protein response. Gene Ontology annotation, molecular function: protein binding. NCBI's taxonomy places the organism in Eukaryota, Metazoa, Chordata, Mammalia, Rodentia, Cricetidae. Bases 367 to 1698 code for a protein of 443 amino acids. The record is from RefSeq and is a predicted model, not a curated record. Gene Ontology annotation, cellular component: endoplasmic reticulum. The transcript is spliced from 7 exons.
GCCCCACAGGGCCCUCCAACGGCCGGGCCCAGCCCCUCAAGCAGCACAAGCGGCCAGGCUCCGCCCUACCGAACGCUCCAACCGCCCGGCCCCGCCUCCCAGGACCGGCUAACGACCUGGCCCCGCCCUCGAGGCGCCCAAGCGGCCAAAGCUCCGCCCCGCCGAGCCCUCCAACCGCCCAGGUCCCUCCUCAUAGGACACGGCAACGGUUAGGCCCCGCCUCCCGAGGCACGCUUAGGACCAGGCCACGCCCCACACCGGCCAGUCCCGCCCCUCGAGACGAGCCAACUGUCCUCCCCCGCCCCUCGUGCGCCGAGACGUGAGGACGCCGGCGUCGUAGGCUGAGGUGGCAGCGGUCCUGCAGACAUGGAGCUGCCGCAGAUGCCGGAGCUGGUGGGGCUGUCCCUGCUGGUGGGGCUGCUGGCCCUAGUGGCCACGGUGGCGGUGGCCCGGGGCUGGCUGCGGGCCGAGGAGGACAAAGCCAGCCAGCCCGUCCGCCAAGAAGCAAACGAAUCCAAGAAGUCAGGAUCCAAGAAGCAGAAACAUAACCAUCGGGUUCGUAAGGAGAAGCCUCAGCAACACAGCUUUACCCACCGCCUUCUGGCCGCAGCAUUGAAGAGCCAUAGUGGGAAUAUAUCUUGCAUGGACUUCAGUAGCAAUGGCAAGUACCUGGUCACCUGUGCAGAUGACCGCACUGUCCGAAUCUGGAGCACCAAAGAUUUCCUUCAGCGGGAGCACCGCAGCAUGAGAGCCAAUGUGGAGCUGGACCAUGCCACCUUGGUGCGCUUCAGCCCUGACUGCAGAGCCUUCAUUGUUUGGCUGGCCAAUGGGGACACCCUCCGUGUCUUUAAGAUGGCCAAGCGAGAAGAUGGGGGCUUUACCUUCACAGCCACCCCAGAGGACUUCCCUAAAAAGCACAAAGCGCCCAUCGUCAACAUCGGCAUUGCUGACACAGGGAAGUUCAUCAUGACAGCCUCUAGUGACACGACGAUCCUCAUCUGGAAUCUGAAACGUCAGGUGCUAGCCACGAUCAAUACCAACCAGAUGAACAACACUUACGCUGUUAUCUCCCCAUGUAGCAGGUUUGUGGGUUCCUGUGGCUUCACCCCAGAUGUGAAGGUCUGGGAGGUCUGCUUCGGGAAGAAAGGGGAAUUCCAGGAGGUGUUGCGAGCCUUUGAGCUGAAGGGCCACUCUGCCUCUGUCCACUCUUUCGCUUUCUCCAAUGACUCUCGGAGGAUGGCCUCUGUCUCCAAGGAUGGCACAUGGAAGCUGUGGGACACAGAUGUGGAAUACAAGAAGCAGCAGGACCCCUACUUGCUAAGGACAGGCCGCUUUGAAGAGGCAAGCACCAUGCCUUGCCGCCUGGCGCUCUCCCCUGACACCCAUGUCCUGGCCUUGGCCACUGGCACCAGUAUUCAUCUCUUCAACACGAGGCGUGGGGAGAAGGAGGAGUGCUUCGAGUCUGUCCACGGGGAGUGCAUUACUGACUUGACUUUUGACAUCACUGGUCGCUUCUUGGCCUCCUGUGGGGACCGUGCUGUGCGGCUUUUCCACAAUACCCCAGGCCACCGGGCUGUGGUGGAGGAGAUGCAGGGCCUCCUGAAGCGGGCCUCCAGUGAGAGCACCCGCCAGAGGCUGCAGCAACAGCUGGUCCAGGCCCAGGAGGUCCUGAAGAGCCUGGGGGCCCUGAAGAAGUGACUGGCCCUGGAUGGCUCUGCCUGCCCCAGUGGUUGCCACUCUUUCCCAGGUGCCCCUGGGGUAGAGACCUGGAGGAACCUCCCAAUUCCCUUCCUGGUGGCCCCUGCUUUUUCCCAUUGAAACUAUUCUUGCAUACUUAGAUCUCUCUCUCUCUCUCUUCUUGUUUGACUCCUCCCAGACUGAAAGGUGCUGUUUUCUCACAGGCCCAAGGGUGGAUUCUGUCUUCACCCAGCACUAAGAAGAGGGGUAGAGAGAAGAGAGACAGAGAGAGCAAAGUCUUUGACUGUGUGGCAAAAGACCCUGACACCCAAAGAAGUUUGUGAGUGUCAGGUCAAACCUGAGGGACACCAGAGAACAAGGUGGCUGUUGUAUAAGGGUGCAGAAUGUGUUUUAUAAUGCUGCAAGGUGAGUCUCCACCUGGACCAGGCUCCUGUUACCAGCAGGAAAUAAUUAAGGACUGGUCUUUGUUGGCACUAGUCUAUAAUCGCAGCACUCUACAGGCAAAGGCGGGAGGAUCAGGGGUUCAAGUCCAGCUUGGACUACUUAGUGAAUUCCAGGACCUCCUGGGCUCCAUAUGGAGAGAGACCUUGACUAGAGAUUUUUUUGCUCUGGAUUUCUUCAGUUUUCUUAUUUGUAAAAUGGGGAACGAUGCUCUCUGUGGCCUUCUUGAAAAGAUGUUGUGAAGCUAAGAGCAUUCUAAAGUUCCCAUGCAUGGAGCACAACAGUGCUGUCCAGUGUCAUUAACUCUCAGAUAAACUUUGGUCUGCAACCAGAUAAGAAAGAAUCACAACCCUCAGGAAGGCUGAGGCUCCUGGGGCUUGGCUUGCUCAUUAUCUUGGUUGAAUGUGGUGGUUUGGUUCCCGUGCCUUGAGAAGUAAUGCUAUCUUAACAUGGCACUCCUCUCUGUGGGAGACCUCGUGGACUUAACACAUCAGUGCCUGUUACAUGGGACUAGCUAGUGAUGCUAGCUAACACAUACAAACAAGACUGGAUCUGCUGCCAAAGAUCCACGUGGUGGGAAGGACCUGGAGGCUGGUGUCUGUGAAGUGCUUUUGGUUCAUUCACAGCUGCAGAGGCUGGUGUUGACAUGGGGAGGAAGUGGCAUACACCCAGAGAGAGAUUUGGCUCUCAGACAUGUAAACUGUAAGACUGCUUGGAUCCAAGGGAUAAGGAAGGUGUCAGGUCAGGAAUCUAGGAGGGCUUGAAUCUAGCAUAAAGUACCCAUCUCAGUUAGUUUUGAUCUCUCGCUUAAAAGGAGGGCCUCUUGCAGCCGUCCUCAACGCAUCAGAAUGUUCGAAUAAGGCAUGACCCUGAAGUUGACCUUGAUGGCUCCCUUGUCGGCACCCUCUCCUUCCAUCACCACUGCUGCAUCCAGACGGCCUGCAGCAGCUGCUGUCUCCGUCUCUUCUGUUACCAUCCUCGUCUUCUACCUCCUGUAUGUCAGGGUUUUGUUUCCAGCCACAGUAUUUCACGUCACUUUCCUACAUAGUUUAGCCAGCUUUUGAAAAACAUAAAACAGAUCAGACCAUGCCAUUCCCAGUUAAAAACCCUUCAAAGGCUUCCCUCUAUUCCUGGACUAAAACCCUGAGCUCGCUCUGGCCUGCAUAGUGUACUGAA